GCGCGGAAAUAUGCUAUAGCUUGGGAACGGUUUUCGUCACUAAUACCGUGCACUCAGAUACGGAAGAAGAUUCUCUGCUCCCUCCUCCUCAAUAUAAAAAUAUUCCUUCUUGCGAGCUGCUUCUCCCACAAUUUCAUGAUCGCCAAAUAUUUUUUUUUCCCUUUUUUGUUGUCUUAAUAAGAUGAAGAAGUCUUCUCAGUUACUGAAAUUCAUCUUCCUCCUCUUCUUCACCGUUUCACUUGGAGAACAACUGGGAGACACAGGCACAGACCCCACAUCCAAUUUCCUAGGAUUCCAUGUCUUCUCCAACAGGCAUUUCCAACAAACCCAGCUGAGAUUCUCUGGCCCGAUUGUGCUUUCCGGAUUCCUGUGCUUUGUAGCUGCUUCUAUCUCGAGCGCAGGUGGGAUUGGAGGAGGAGGGCUAUUCAUCCCAAUUCUGACAAUAGUUGCAGGCCUAGACCUCAAGAUGGCAUCGAGCUUCUCGGCAUUCAUGGUCACGGGGGGCUCGGUCGCAAAUGUACUCUGCAACUUCCUGUUCAUAAAGAGCCCCAGGUUCGGGAAUAGGUGCCUAAUCGAUUAUGACAUCGCGCUGCUAUCAGAACCCUGCAUUUUGCUGGGAGUCAGCAUCGGAGUGAUCUGCAACCGUGUCUUCCCGGAGUGGCUCAUCACCAUCCUCUUUGUGAUCUUCCUCGCUUGGGCCACCUUCAAGACAUGUAAGAAUGGCAUAGUGUGUUGGAGAUUCGAAUCCGAGGAGGCAAAGCUUUUCGAGGAAUACGAAAAUGGGGUCGUUAGAGAUGGAAUCUGUGAUGAACCAGAGAAAAGCACCACUAUGAAAGAGCCACUCCUCGGCAAGGAAGGCACCUGCAAACUCGGGUUCCCAUGGGUGAAACUCGGGAUCCUGGUGCUCGUCUGGUUUUCCUUCUUCGUUAUCUACCUUCUUCGCGGAAAUCGGAACCAUCAGCAUGCGCAGAGUAUUGGUUCUUCAAAGCCUUGUGGAUCGGGAUAUUGGAUAAUCUCGUCCCUACAGAUUCCUCUGGCUGUGGUCUUCACCACGUGGAUUCUCGUUCGAAAAGACGGCCUCCAAUAUCGGGACCCUAGCAGACAGGAAGUUUCAAACUCCAGCAUUACAGCACCAUCUAACAGGCUUAUUUUUCCGACAAUGGCACUAUUUGCUGGAGUGUUGGGUGGAGUUUUCGGGAUAGGCGGUGGUAUGCUGAUAAGCCCACUACUUCUUCAAGUCGGAAUCGCGCCCGAGGUGACUGCCGCAACUUGCUCUUUCAUGGUCUUCUUUUCGUCCACGAUGUCGGCUCUCCAGUAUCUGCUAUUGGGCAUGGACCACAUUGGCACCACCCUCAUCUUCUCCUUUAUUUGCUUUGUUGGGUCACUCAUUGGGCUCAUGGUGGUCCAACGUGCAAUAAAAGAAUUCGGAAGGGCCUCCCUUAUCGUGUUCUCAGUCAGCACAGUGAUGGCUCUAAGCACUGUUCUCGUCACGGGAUUUGCAGCAGUUGAUGUCUGGAACGAUUAUGUAUUGGGAGAGUACAUGGGAUUCAAAUCUCCAUGUUAGCAAACUGUUUGGAUAGAAUGGCGGGCAAUUUAACAGCACUAGGUUCGAAGAGAAGCAUGUAUCGGAGAAAUUUAGUUCGAGCUACGAUAGUCUAGUUUAGGAAGUAAGCAGAGGGAGCAUCUAUUGCCACCUGUAAAAGUCAAGAUUUUGCUGCAAUAUUACCAGCUUGUAUGCAGAUGAGAGACCUUCGAAUCGAAGUAUGCACGAAAACAUUCACUCAA
Molecule: messenger RNA, 1785 nt
Organism: Punica granatum (pomegranate)
Lineage: Eukaryota; Viridiplantae; Streptophyta; Magnoliopsida; Myrtales; Lythraceae
Source: RefSeq, a predicted model, not a curated record